Molecule: messenger RNA, 4308 nt
Organism: Dreissena polymorpha
Lineage: Eukaryota; Metazoa; Mollusca; Bivalvia; Myida; Dreissenidae
Product: ubiquitin carboxyl-terminal hydrolase 1-like
Exons: 11
Coding region: 121-3495 (1124 amino acids)
Biological process (GO): protein deubiquitination
Cellular component (GO): cytosol; nucleus
Molecular function (GO): cysteine-type endopeptidase activity; cysteine-type deubiquitinase activity
Source: RefSeq, a predicted model, not a curated record
AGGGGAAGUAACUGUUACCGGCGGGAAGUUAAAAUGUUCUGAAAAUUAAAGCCCAGCGUGUGAGUUUUCAAAUUCAAUUGUAGAAAAGAUUUCUUAAAUUUAUGAAAGAUCUCAUCAAAGAUGGGGGUAGCCACUGAUGAACCCUCAAAGAAACGCCAGAGACUCUCGUUGAAAUCCAGCAGAAAUAAAACAGCAAUCAAAGAUAGCAAUCAAGAUGCCAACAACAAUGCCAACCAAUUUCCUAAGAAUAGUGCCAGUUCCUCGUCUACUGACACAAGUAUAAGCAGCUGCGCAACUGAAACCAAUACCAGUUCCUGCUCUGGUUCUCUGUCUACCACUUGCGCUGAGUCUGGCUCCACCACCAGUUCUGGCUUCACAGGAUCCAAUACUUCAGUAAAUGAGACUGGUUCCUCAAGUCAGUCAGGGACAUCCUGUCAUGAGAGUAGCUCUUUAGCGACCUGUCAUUCAGCAGCAAGUUCAAGUGCAGUUGGGUCGAGCAGCUCUGCAUCAGAGACUUCCACCUCUGACGUGACUGGUUCCUCCUCAGGUGCAAGUGAGAACAGGGUACCAGCUGUGGCGUCAUUGGAGAACUUAGGUAACACCUGUUUCAUGAACAGUGUGAUGCAGGUGCUCCGGUUCACCCCUGGUUUCCUUGACAACCUGGCUGUUCUAUACCAGGACGUUGUAGCCUCUGAAAAAAUCAUCAAGAAAAAUAGAGGCAAUGAGGAGAAUGAAGAUGCAUGUGUUGAUGAUAAAACCACAAAGCUCUGCUGGACACUUGUGAAAAAUAUUUACAGGAUGUACCGUGACCAGUCUGCCUUGGAGGACAAGUAUGAGGAGGUGGCUUCCGACGAUGUCAUGUCCAUGGCAGUGAGGCCAGUCAAGGUGCUGUCAAUUAUCAGAGAACUGAAUCCGAUGUAUGAGGGAUACAUGCAGCAUGAUGCACAGGAAUUCCUGAGAUGUAUUCAGUGCUAUCUUCAAGAUGCUGAGAAAGAAGUCCAAAAGUUUUAUUCGCUGCUGCCCAGCAAGUUUUCUCCAAAUAUACAUGCAAACCCUGUGAUGCAAAGGUUUUUAGAUCUAGCAAGAGACAUAGACAGAAGAAAGGCUUUAACAAAGCCAGAAGAUACAAGUGUUGAUCACAAAGACUGCUUAAGUAAUGGCCUUGAAGUGGACAAAGUGAAAGUGAAUUUGUUUGUUAAGCCUGAGAAAGAAAUCAAAGCUGUGAAAUCUCCGACCAAGGCCAUACAGAUGCCACAUGAGGCAGACACUGCUGGGAUAAUUGAUGAAGUGGUAGGUGAAAUGAGCCUUCCAAGUGCAAGCUUAGAACCACAUGCCCAGAAUGGUGUAGAUAUGAAACAAGGCAUUGAGAUUGGUAAUACUGACAAAGAUAGUCAAGAAAAUAAUCUUGGUCCUGUAGCUAAUAAGCAAAAAACCAAGGAAGCAAGAAAAAGCAGAAGAGCAAAACCAUAUGAUAUAACAGCAAGCAAUAAGAGAGAUAGAGAAAAGUCACAAAAUGGUGUGACAAAAAAAGAAGAUAGAUGUACAGCAGAUGUGGAUAAAUUGAGUCACCCUGCAGAAGAUUUUUCAGUCAGGACCUACGCAAAAAGGCGAUUAGGAAUGAGGGGAGCUGUUGUCAAGAAGACCUCAGAUGAUCUCUUUGAAGAAAUGAAGGAAUUGGAACAAGCAGUUAUCAGUGAAGAAAAAAAGUGUGCAAAGAUUGCACUUGAAUCUGAGAAACGUGUAAAAGAAGCUGUUGAAAAUUCUUUUGAUUCUAAUAAAGAUACUUUUAAAACUGAAAAUGGUGAUCAAAGGUCAUUCCAAGAUGCCUUUUCUGUGUUUCUAAAUACUUUAGCUCCCAAAGAUAACUCGCAGUCUGACUCGGAUGAUGAAGAUAUUGUUAUGCAGAAAAAGAAAGAGAAACUUAUACGUAGUUCGCCAAGACGGUCACCGAGAAAAACAAAGUCAGACUUUGUCAGAGGCUGUGAUAAGCUCCCUUUGUCAAAACUUGCCCUUUCAUCCAAGUCUCAUGCCAUGGUUCAGUCAGCAAAGUUUAAAUUGGACUUUUCCAUAAAUUCCACCUGUAAACUUGGUAAUAAACAUGAAAAUUCGGUAAAUGUUAGUCACAAUGCAUCAUGUGCUGAAGGUUAUUGCCACGGUGAUUUAAAUGAUGACAACAGAACUACAGAAAAGGAUGUUCACAUUAAACAAGAAACUGAAACAGAGUAUGUGAACUCUAAGGACACAGAGAAAACAUAUCCUACAGAAGUGAAGGAUUGUAUCCUUAAAUCUGACCCUAAACCUGACCAUUUUGUUCCUCAUAUUACACUUAAUCCCAUUGUGAAACUUGAAAAUUGUGAUCAUGUUUUGACUGGCAGUGGCAAGUCAGUCAGUGCUGCAUAUGCAGACAGCCAAAUGAGUCCCAUGAAAAGUGGCAAUCGUAAGGAUUCCAAUAACUAUUUAAAGCUUCGAUCCGAUUCCAUGAUGGAGAAUAUUAACAAUGAUGAGGAUUUGAAAAGAGCCAUCACUGAAAUGCUCAACUCUCCAGUGAAAAGCAGGUCAAAAUUUGACAUGGUGGAGAGGAAUUUUCAGGGAACAAUGAUGCUGCGCACACAGUGUCUUGUGUGUGAGACAUCUUGGGAGAGAAAUGAAGAUUUCCAUGAUAUCAGUGUGCCUGUCCGUAUUGAAACCUUGGAUACAGACUCUGAUGGUGGUCAGGAAGCUAUGCCGCCCACCCACAGCCUUCUUGACCUUAUAGAGGCGUCGACGGAGGUGGAGAAGUUACAGCAGGACAACAAAUACCGCUGUGAGAAGUGCAACACGUACACAGAGGCUGAGCGCUCCAUUCACUAUGAUGUGCUGCCCAACAUUCUGUCUCUCCAUUUGAAGAGGUUCUCAUCAGAGGCAAAAAGGCCUGGUUCCCUGUUCAAGAUCAAUGACAGUAUCAACAUACCAUUGGUUCUACCCUGUCUUCGCUAUAAGUGCUCAACUGCCUGUCUUCGACCAGAUCACACAUACAAACUCUAUGGAAUUGUGACACAUUCAGGAGCCAGCUUAACAUCCGGCCAUUACCUGUCGUACGUUCGAGCCCUUCCAUCAAAAACGAAAACAUCUAAGAACAAUUGCGAGUCGGUGAAAGUGAUACAUGGCAAUAUCAUUACCGUGAUGGACAAGCCUGAUACCAGUGUUUGUUUGAAAGGAGCUAUGACAAGAAAGAAGGCUGGUGUAACUACCAAACUGCCCGCAAGAUUUACUGAUAAUGUUGUCACAAAUACUAAAGUGAAGGCAUUUGAAAACAUAGUACCCAAAAAGACAAAAAUAAAUGUAGAAGAAACUCUUGUUCCAACGCCAGCAUUCAGUUCAGAGUGGUUUGAAUGUGAUGAUGAGACGAUACGAGUGUUUGAUAGUCAGGAGUUUGAGGAAUUGCUGUCUGGAAACUCAGGCGCCCUUCUUGGGACGCCUUAUAUUUUGUUCUACCACAAGGCAACCCUAUGUUGAUCAUAGUUUUUUUGUUUUUCUUAACAUUAUAUACAUAAUCGAGGGUUAGUAUGCACACAUUUCAGUUAGACUCUUGUAUAAACGAAGUCAUUGCUGUCUAGGAGAUUUAAGUCUCCUACAGGUUUCACUGAUUGGGACUCUGAUGUUUAGAUAUAUAGAUACAAUAUACUGAAGAGCUGAGUUUUCAUAAAAUUUAACAAAUACAUAUGUUAUGGAUUUUUGUAACUUACUCAUGAAUGUAUACAAAUUUUACUUUUAUGUAAAAAAUCGAUACAUUUCUAGUCUUGAUUAAAAAUUUGUUUAUUAAUUGUGUUCAAAAUGAUUUCUUACUUAACCAUGUAUACAUGUGAAGUAUAAAUUUAUAUACAUUGUAUUCCAAUUAUUAAUAUGGUUUGAAAUAGUUUCGAAAAUGGAAUAAAAGAAAUUCAAUUAUAUUUUAAUUGACUAUCAAAGGUUAAUUAUUGCAAAUUGUAUGUUUUGUUUGUAUGUGGUACCUAGUAAAUUUGUUUUAUUGAAACAAACUUGUUCAAAUUUGUCAAAGAAUCAAUAAAGACAAUGUUCAAAUGGGCCUAUUAAUCAAAACUGAAGGUGUUCAAAUAUUGGCCGUGGCCACUACUUUGGUCAAUUAAAGACAAUUUUCAAUGAAGCACAUUAGUGAUGGUAAUUGUUGGUGCAUAUAUUUGUUUAUGAAACUAUUAUAUGUGUCUCGAUGUCUCUUUAUACUGAAAAUGUAGCAAGAUGGCUUAUUUUGAAAUUCUUUUUAUUUGUUGUUUGUUCAUCUAUGUUACUAACACAAUAAAAAAUAACUGUAUA